CGGCUGUCAGCUGAUUGACAUGAUCAAAUUUCGGCUGUGAAGUGUGUUGUGUGUCUCUCAGCUUUAACUCAAGGAGACCAAAGUCUGCGAAAGUUGGGUGAAUUAAGAGUUUGAAAGUCCACACCCGCAGGACGAGUGGAGAUGGAGGCAGACACACUUGAGGACGAGCUUCUCCUCUGUGCUCAGCAGGGCAGUUGUUCUCAAAUCCAGAGGCUCCUCCAGUCGAGGAUCGAGCACGGCGGUCCUCUCAACAUCAACUGCAGAUCUAGGUCUAAAGGCAGUUCAGGAUGGACACCCCUCCACCUGGCCUGUUACUUUGGACACAGGGAUGUUGUGGAGGAGUUACUCAAGACAGGUGCUGAUGCAAAUGUGCAGAAUGACAUGGGUGACACGCCUCUACACAAAGCAGCCUACACUGGAGGAAAGGAGAUUGUUCUGUUGCUGCUGCGGUAUGAUGCCUGUUCCAACAUAAUCAAUGGAACAGCUCAGAUCCCUAAAGAUGUGACAGAGGAUGAUGAAAUCAUUACAAUGCUGGAGGCUGCAGAGAGAAGAGAGACAAGACGGCGGGAGGAGAAGCUUCUGGAGGCAGCUAGAGAGGGCGACAUCUCCACAGUGUCUAAGCUGCUCAGUGGAAAAGGAGCUCCAGAUAUUCACUGCAGGGACUCGGUGGGGAAUACGCCCUUACACUGUGCAGCCUACAGAGGGCAGAAGCAGUGCAUUUUAAAGCUGCUCAAGUCUGGAGCAAGCCCCAGUAUUAAAAACAACAAUGACCAGACAGCAUUAGACCUGGUACAGAGUGAUGAACUGAGACCGAUUCUAGCAGCCUUUCAAUACAAGGAUGUGAGCAGUGGGGUGCAGAAGAUUGAAGGCCCUCUUUGGAAGAGUUCACGCUUUCUUGGAUGGCGAUCCCACUGGGUGGUAAUUGAAGAUGGAACUCUCUCCUGGUACCACAGACAGGCUGAUGCACUGGCUGGUGUCAGAAAACAGGGCUCCAAGUCCCUAUCUCAAGCCUACUGCAUGGUCAAACCAUGGGAUCAUUGCUUCUUCAUGCUCAGGUGCUUUGAUGACACUGUACAUUAUUUUAAGGUCCCCUCAAAGACAGAUUCAAUGGCAACAAGAAAAAGAUGGCUGGAUGCUUUUGAGGCGCAUUCAUCCUAUAGCACUCGCCACCACACCCACGAAGACACCACCGAUGAUGCAGAUGGUGAUGGUGGCGCCACAGUGAGGAAUCUGUCACACGCCCUUCAGGCAGCCAACGCUAUCCAGCAGAAAUUGGAGAGUGAAGUGUCAAUAUUUAUAUCGAUGGUGAAGAAUGAGGAGAAUUGUGAAUUGGCUGCUCCUCUGUUGCUGAAAGCCAAAGAGACCAGUGAGCUCUCCAGUGAAACCUGUGCUGCUCUCCAUCUGUGCCUGGAACUGCUAUCAAAACAAGAGGAGGUGUGGAGUCUGAAGUUAGAGCAGGAGGUGGAGAAGAACAAAGCUCUGACAGAGGCUCUGCGGACAUUGGCAACUGAUCACCACGAACUCAAGCAGUCCCUGUGUAAGACCAGAAGGUUGUCUGCCCUCAGUACCCUCACUGAAGAUGACUUCUAUGACGCUGUGUCAGAGUCGGAGUCGGAGCUCUCAGUGAGCGGCUUCCUGUCUGUGGCCAGUCAGUCCUGUGAAGAGGACGAGGGGAGAGACACCCCCCUUCUCAGCAGCCUCCGCCAUCCCAGCGCACUCAGGGGGCCUACCGGAAUGUCAGGGGAGGGUGACCAUGGCAACCAACCAGCCCAAUACAAUGGAGUCAAGAAGCACAGAGCAUGUUUACCGGCUCCCAUGUUCUCCAGGAAUGACGUGAGCAUCUGGAGUAUCCUGAAAAAAUGCAUCGGCAUGGAGUUGUCAAAGAUUGCCAUGCCUGUUAUAUUUAAUGAGCCUCUGAGUUUCCUCCAGCGGUUAACAGAAUACAUGGAGCACACCUCCCUCAUCCACCAGGCCAAUGCCACCACAGACUCUAUCGAGAGGAUGAAGUGUGUUGCAGCAUUCGCUGUGUCAGCCGUAGCAUCGCAGUGGGAAAGGACUGGGAAACCCUUCAACCCACUACUGGGGGAGACCUAUGAGCUCAUCAGAGACGAUCUGGGCUUCAGGUGGGUGUCAGAGCAAGUAAGCCAUCACCCUCCAGUCAGUGCCUUUCAAGCUGAGGGCCUCAAGGAGGAUUUUGUCUUCCAUGGCUCCAUCUACCCCAAACUCAAGUUUUGGGGAAAGUGCAUAGAAGCUGAGCCCAAGGGACUCAUUACACUGGAGCUGCCUAAAUAUAACGAAGCCUACACUUGGACAAACCCCAUUUGUUGUGUCCACAAUAUCAUUGUUGGUCAGCUUUGGAUUGAGCAGUAUGGCAACGUGGAAGUGCUCAAUCACAAGACCGGAGAGAGAUGCAGCAUGACGUUCAAGCCCUGUGGCCUCUUUGGAAAAGAGCUCCAUAAAGUGGAGGGAUACAUCCUAGAUAAAAGCAAAAAGAAGCUCUGUGCGAUAUAUGGCAAAUGGACUGAAUGCCUGUACACAGUAGACUCUACUACAUUCGAUGCCCACAAAAAGACUGACAGAAAGAAUUCAGAGGAAAAAAAGGGCAAUAAACAGAGCAGUGUGGAUGAGGAACCAGAAGAAAUGCCUCCACCUGAUGCCGAGACAGUCCAGGUCAUCCCAGGCAGCGAGCUCAUCUGGAAGAUAACGCCUCGACCUGACAACUCAGCCAAGUUCUAUGCAUUCUCCACAUUCGCCAUGCACCUAAACGAGCUGGAGAAGAGCAUGGAAGGAGUUAUUCCCCCAACAGAUAGUCGCCUCAGACCUGACAUUCGCGCCAUGGAGAAUGGAGAUAUAGAUUUGGCAAGUGCAGAGAAGAAGAGACUGGAGGAAAAACAGAGAAUGGCCCGGAAAAAUCGCAACAAAUCAACAGAUGAAUGGAAAACAAGGUGGUUUCAGCAAGGACCCAACCCUCAUAACAAAGCUCAGGACUGGCUCUACUUGAAAGGCUACUGGGACAGGAACUACAGUCACCUGCCUGACAUCUACUAAGUAGAAAUGCACACAAAUACCAUACACAUGGUACAACACCUUUUGGACUAAUCUUAUCUGCUGCACUGGGGUUUUUUCACAGUCUUAAAGCCGUCAAAGGCAGUGAAACCCUGACUGAACCCAGAAGCAUAUAUUCUUCAGUAGAUGUGUGUGUGUGUGUGUGUGUGUGAGAACAAUAAAGCACAAAAACUCUUUUUCUUAUUUAUUAGUAGUAUGGUGUAGACAUGUAUUGGAAAAACUAGAAUGUAUUUUAGAAAUAUUUAUAUAUUAUAUGUUAGAUAGUGUUUACACAGCAACCUUGGUUUUGUUGUUAGUCCGUCCAUAAUUCCUGCUGGUCAUGAAAACAUUUUACUCGUCCGCUUCGGUGUGGAGACAUACGAGGUAACACCACUAUGAACAGCUACAAUGGAGUGCAUGAUGCAUUCUGAGCAUAUUGAUUGAUUGUCAAGGCUUAUUUAACUCGUGCAUGCAUACUAUAAUGCAGUGCAAAGUAUUGAAAUAGACGGUUUGGGAACAUUUGCCAUUGAGUGGUGUACAAAGAAAAUUAGUGUUUACACUGGAUGUGUUCAUAAUCAGCUUGUUUGCAAUUGAUAGUAAAUCUCAUUCUUGCUGUUUCUCUGCAUCCCUUAUUUCUCUGCAGAGAUGACUAUGAAGAUGGCAAGUAAAAUGUUACCACAUCCAACAAGAAUCAUGGCCAGCACUACAACAAAAAGACUUAUUUUUUAAAACAUCAUUCAGCCCUUAACUAUGUACUGUAUAGAUAUGUAUAGAGACUAAGCCACUAGUCUACUUGACUCUGUAGAUACAGUAGCACUUUUUUUUUCUUCUAACUAUACUAACGCAGGGACACUGGCUCUGCACUUAUAGAUUUGGGUGUGCGUGUGCGUAAAGGUCUUGCCAUAGUUAAAGUAUAAUUAGCUAUAUUCCUAGUGCUAUUGAUCUAAUUGUAAUCUAACAUCACAAUAAAUGCAUGUGCAUCACUAACUAUGCAAGCCUUACCUCCUUCACAAUCAAGCAGUAAUUUUCUCAUGUUGUGGGUGGCUGCUAAAUGUUUGUUUUUUCUGUUAUCAGUCUUUUGGGUAUCAAAACAGAAUUUCUAUUGUUGCUGAAUAAAAGCUUAAUGUUAACUGAACUUUUUUUGGUUUUGUGAGAGUUGCUUUAAUUUUUAAGGAAAUAUGUGCAUUAGGUGGGUGUUUGCUGAAUUGUGGUAUUACAAGUGGAAUUAAAAAUUAAUAUAUUUUACUAGAUGCUGUCUACCCCACUGCCUUCUCUACCAGGGGCCAUGUCCUACUUACAUGCCCCCAGCGACUCUUUGUGAAAUUUGUCUUGGUCUUCCUAUUUUACUGAUUUACCUCCAAAAUUAUGCAGACUGUUCUUUUUCACAAUUCAUCCAUGGAUCCCUAGGGGAAGAAUCUAAAAUUCCCAGCAGUAGUUUGACCUGUUCAUAUCAAUAAUUUUUGUUUUGCCAUUGUAAAAUACAUACAGUUGGAAGUUAUAAGGUGCACCUAGCUAAGUCCUGCAAUAAAUCCUACCUUAAUGAAGGUUAUAAUGUUACUGUUUUAGAGGCAUUGAUUCACCAUUAUGAUGCUUUUAGAGGCUGUAGUUUGUGGUGCAGUUGAGCUGUAUUGCAGUAUACUAAGGUGUUAAUAUUUUGUCCUUGCCAUUUAUAUAAUUGAGGUUAGACUAAUGCAAUCGAUAUUCUCUGCUGCUCAUGUAAGUACCCACUGUGUAUUUGUUUUAAAUUGUUGGAAUGAUUAAAAGAGUUAUCAGUA
This is a messenger RNA of Morone saxatilis (striped sea-bass), 4820 nucleotides long. RefSeq names its product oxysterol-binding protein-related protein 1-like. The record is from RefSeq and is a predicted model, not a curated record. Lineage: Eukaryota; Metazoa; Chordata; Actinopteri; Moronidae. The transcript has 28 exons. Bases 142 to 3048 code for a protein of 968 amino acids. Gene Ontology annotation, molecular function: protein binding; cholesterol binding. Gene Ontology annotation, cellular component: membrane; cytosol; intracellular membrane-bounded organelle.